AUGAACCACCCAACCCUGAACACCCAGUUCUCGAGCCUUUCGAACAAGCGCCGCUUCGCUGAUACCAGCGUUACCGAUGCCAGAGUCACCCAAGCCAGAAUCACUCAAAUUCGAGCCUCGUCGCUGAGUUCAGCAUGGCACAUUCAAGAGUCACCGAUGCCUGAACCACGCAGGCCCAAGCCAGAUCAUCCAGCCCCACCCAAUCCCAAGUCACCCAAGCCAGAAUCUUCCAAACCACGGUGGAUCGAGGGCCUAGGUGGCGGUAUUCGCCUCUGGCAUGUGGAGUCCGGACAACUGAUCCCCUCUGGGUUUGUCUUCAAGAUCAAGACGACUAACCCAGAGAAUAUGCCACUGCCCUCAUUCGAGUUGUUGCGAUGUAAGGGGCUUGCGAGGAGGAAGAAGAUAGCGACGUUUACUUUGAUGAAGACUCUGUUACUGUUAUCGCAGACGUAUCGGAUUGCUGAGUAA
Molecule: messenger RNA, 468 nt
Organism: Penicillium canescens
Lineage: Eukaryota; Fungi; Ascomycota; Eurotiomycetes; Eurotiales; Aspergillaceae
Exons: 2
Coding region: 1-468 (155 amino acids)
Source: RefSeq, a predicted model, not a curated record